Perognathus longimembris pacificus (Pacific pocket mouse) is the source of this 1783-nucleotide messenger RNA. It is a transcript of the gene Sele, whose product is annotated as selectin E. The coding region runs from base 110 to 1783 and encodes 557 amino acids. Gene Ontology annotation, molecular function: sialic acid binding; oligosaccharide binding. The record is from RefSeq and is a predicted model, not a curated record. NCBI's taxonomy places the organism in Eukaryota, Metazoa, Chordata, Mammalia, Rodentia, Heteromyidae. Gene Ontology annotation, biological process: response to cytokine; heterophilic cell-cell adhesion; leukocyte tethering or rolling. Gene Ontology annotation, cellular component: membrane; external side of plasma membrane. The transcript has 10 exons.
AGGGGACAGAAGUAGCACACAGCUGAGAAGUUGGGCACUCCAGUAACCAGUUGACAAAAACGAAAAGCAUCUCACACUUAACCCUUUGUUGAAAAGCCCUCUCGGAGUCAUGAUUGCCUCACACUUUCUCUCCAUUCUCACUUUGGUGCUUCUCACUGAAGAAAGCGGAGCCUGGUCUUACCACCCCUCCACAGAACUCCUGACUUAUGACGAAGCCAGUGCUUAUUGUCAGCAAAGGUAUACACAUCUGGUAGCAAUUCAAAAUAAAGAAGAGAUUGCAUACCUAAAUGCCACAUUGAGCUUUUCACCAAGUUACUACUGGAUUGGAAUCAGAAAAGUAAAUGGUGUGUGGGUCUGGGUAGGGACCCAGAAGCCCCUGACUGAAGAAGCCAAGAACUGGGCUCCAGGUGAGCCAAACAACAAACAAAACAACGAGGACUGUGUGGAGAUCUACAUCAAGAGACAGCACGAUUCUGGAAAAUGGAACGAUGAGAGAUGCAGCAAAAAGAAGCUGGCUUUGUGCUACACGGCUGCCUGUACCCAAGCAUCAUGCAAUGGCCAUGGAGAAUGUAUAGAGACCAUCAAUAACUACACCUGCAAGUGUGACCCCGGAUUCAGUGGACUUACAUGUGAGCAAGUUGUGACCUGUAAAGCCCAGGAGCAUCCUGAGCAUGGGAGCCUGGACUGCACCGGCCCGUUCGGGAGCUACAGCUACAGUUCCUCCUGCUCUGUCAGCUGUGACAGGGGCUAUGUGCCCAGCAGCCUGGAGCCCCCACAGUGCAUGUCCUCAGGAGAAUGGAGUGCUCCUCCUCCAGCCUGCAAUGUGGUUGAGUGCGAUGCUUUGACUAGUCCUGCCAAUGGGGUCAGAAAAUGUUCCCAAGGCCCUGGAAGCUUCCGGUGGAACACAACAUGUGCUUUUGACUGUGAGGAAGGGUAUGAGGUCAUGGGUGCCGUGCUCCUCACAUGCACCUCAUCUGGGCACUGGGACAACAAAGAACCAGUGUGUAAAGCUGUGGUAUGUGGUGCCCUCCACCGUCCUCAACAUGGGUUUAUGUACUGUACCAACUCCACGGCUGGAGAGCUCACCUUCAAGUCAUCCUGCACCUUCGCCUGUGAGGAGAGCUUCACCCUGCAAGGGCCAGCCAAGGUUGAAUGCACCGCCCAAGGGCAAUGGACACAGCAAAGCCCAGUGUGUGAAGCUGUGAAGUGUGAUGCUGUCUCUCAGCCCAGGAAUGGCUUCAUGAACUGUACUCACGCCCCUACUGGAGAAUUUACCCACAAGUCCUCUUGUGCCUUCCACUGCAAGGAAGGCUUUAAGAUCCACGGAGCAGCUGACCUUGAGUGCACAGCUCAGGGACUGUGGACACAGGAAAUGCCUUCUUGCCAAGUCAUGCAGUGUGUAAGCCUAGAUGCUCCAGAAAAGAUGAACAUGAGCUGCAGUGGGGCUUCAGUGUUUGGCACUGUGUGCAAGUUUGCAUGUCCUGAAGGAUGGACUCUCAAUGGCUCUGAAGCUCUUACCUGCGGUGCCACAGGACUCUGGUCGGGGAUGCUGCCUACCUGUGAAGCCCCUGCAGAGUCCAAUCUUCCCUUGGUAGCUGGACUUUCUAUCGCAGGGACCUCCUUUCUUGCAGUGACUUCAUUUCUCCUCUGGCUUAUAAAGCGCUUUUGGAAGAAAGGUAAAGGAGUUCCUGAAAAUACUCUAAAAACUGUUUUUAAAAACUUCCUUCUGGCACAUUUUAACUGGAAUCUAGGAACUACUGCAUAUUUAUUGGAUGCAUACUAA